Xiphophorus hellerii (green swordtail) is the source of this 1411-nucleotide messenger RNA. RefSeq names its product interleukin 17c (gene il17c). Gene Ontology annotation, molecular function: cytokine activity. The record is from RefSeq and is a predicted model, not a curated record. Lineage: Eukaryota; Metazoa; Chordata; Actinopteri; Cyprinodontiformes; Poeciliidae. Gene Ontology annotation, biological process: inflammatory response. The transcript has 3 exons. The coding region runs from base 705 to 1181 and encodes 158 amino acids. Gene Ontology annotation, cellular component: extracellular region.
AGGAAUGUCUGAAGAGACAAAAAAAUUAACUAAGUGUCUAAUAACAAAAGGAUUUUUAAGACCAGAUAAAAUGCUGGUUUGCACUACAACAUGUAAUUCAUAAUGAAAUGUUUGAGAUGUAUCACUUUGAGUGUGAUCUGCCAGUGGAACUAGUAACUUUCCAUCAACAUUAAGCUGCUAUCUUUUCCUGAAAAGUUACCUGUAAGUUAGUUUUGUCUUAUUUCAAGUUUACGAAGACAUUUGCACUAACUAAACCAAACAUACCUGGUAAGAUUUUGUACAUUGGCAUUGCUAAUUCGUCUUCAUUUGAUUUUUAUCAUCAUCAUCAUUUACUUGCAGUCAUAUUUGACUGGCUUUAAAACCUUCUGCAGCAGCAGGUGAGGUCAUCGUCACUCUGGGUCAGAGGGGGGGCAACUUCCGGUUACCUGGACAGGCUUGUUUUUAUUUUUAAUUAUACUUUUAAUUGUGCGUGUCUCUCCCUCUCUCUCUCUCUUGGUUCAUUUGGGAAAGAGGAAGUCUGGGAGCGUUUCCAUUUCCUCAUGCUGCCGGUGUUUCCCCCUCCGCUUUUCCCUCCUCCCGUCCAAUCAGGCGCAAGCGGGGCGGAGCGCGAGCAGAUUUAAGAUGAGAAUGCCCAGGCGCAGAUUACAACCAGGAUUUAUCACAGAGAUUAAACCAUCUGCUUGAGUAAAAGUCUGCAAAAGAACAUGAAACUAGCGCAGAUCUUCAUCCUGGCGCUGUGCGCCGCGUCCGUGACGAUGCAUCGUUGCUAUAAUGAGGCCGAAGUGGAGAAGAAGGCGCUGAAGAAGCUGAAGAAGUUCCCACGUCCCCCGGACAUGACGCCCUCCCCCAACUUUUCCCCCGGCUGCCCGCUGGAGCUCUUCAAGAAGCCCGCCUUGGAGCCCUUGGAGGAUCGCUCCCUGUCUCCCUGGAAAUACGAGAUAGUAAGCAACACUGAGUUUUACCCCCAAACGUACACCCAGGCCGUCUGCCUGUGCAAGGGCUGCAUCAUGUCCAGAAACGGCACGGUGAUAGACAACCAGGACUACAACUCAGCUCCGGUGAUCGGCUCCUGGGUGUUCAUGAAGAGGGAAAAAUGUAAGAAAGGCGGGUACAAGCUGAAGCUGGAGAGACGGGACGUGAUUAUGGGGUGCACCUGCGUAAGGCCGUCCUCAUCACGCUGACCCCCAAUCCCAGCAACUCCUGCGGACUUGGAGCUCAAGGCAGCACCACCUCUACGAGGUUCUGAGGACAUAUUUAUUAUCUAUUUAUUUAUCCAAGCUAUGAUGGGUUGGUCUCUCUUAAAACUAGUGUGAAGCUCUGCAUAGUGCAGCUAAUGGAGGGUAUUAAAUACCCGAUUCUACAACUGAUGAUGUUUCAUCAAAAAAAAAGCUAUUGUGUACUUUUGUUAUAA